Messenger RNA from Sycon ciliatum, 1964 nucleotides. RefSeq lists its product as uncharacterized. Bases 224 to 1639 code for a protein of 471 amino acids. NCBI's taxonomy places the organism in Eukaryota, Metazoa, Porifera, Calcarea, Leucosolenida, Sycettidae. The record is from RefSeq and is a predicted model, not a curated record. The transcript has 9 exons.
GCGAAAUGCGCAUCCUUUGCAGCAUUUCACUGCGAGGCGUACGCAUUAGUUCAUUGAGCUGAGGUGUUUGCGGAACGCAAUUUGAACCCGUGCUCCGCGGCAACCUGCGGUAUCCCCUCGACGGUAUCCCUCGUACUCAUGGGUUAAUGAAUGGAGCUCCGCAUUACUGGCGACCUGCGCAACGCGCGCAUUGCGAGAAUUGCGAACCCAUUCCCGAACGCAAAUGGAAUCGCGCUUCGGCCCAACCGCGACCGUCGCAACCCGCGCAACGCGCGACGCACGAGCUCGGGUAUAUAAGGGCUUCACCUUCAGUCUCCUGCUCAGUUGCUUUCUUGUAUCGCAAGAGGGAGUUUUGACUACGCUGGACUUUGAGGACUUGAGUGACAGUGGAUCUGCUAUCUUCGCGUCGCUGCAAUUCUUCUUCUCUACUGGGACUCUUGACAUCAUGUCGUCGGUGACAAUGAUAUCACUCGCUAUCGUAGCUGUUCUCUUGGCAACAUGCACCUUGACCAACGGGUUCCAACCUAGGCUAGUUGAAAAAUACGUUCGUGAGUGCAAGACUGGAACGACUGUUACUGAUUGGAAACAGCAUUUUUCGUUGAAGCCGAAAUGUAAAGAUGUGGAUGAGUGUACCAAGUAUCAGGGCAUCUGUGAUCAGAAAAAAUUGAAACAUCCCUAUCCACUGUCUUGUAAGAACUACCACCGUGGCUAUAGUUGCGAGUUGCCAGGCCCUGACGAAGGCUUACACUAUUCCGGAGACGAGAUUAUAAAAGAUUUUGAAAACGGAGUUUUCAGAUUCCAGUGCCCAGAAGGAAAGUUUCCAUACUGCAACCCUGGCACUGAAUGCGAUUAUAGGAGAGGAGCAUUAGCCCCGCUUAAAUGGGAUCAAGGCUCCAGUCAAUAUAUAUUUUACAACGUGCCAACUUGCAGGCCACUAGCCAUAAAAAUCUGCGCAGGCCUUAAAAUCUACCACGGCACAAUGCAUGCCAUGGGUGGGAGUGGCUUAGCUUCCUCGUAUGCUGAUGCUGAGAAACAGUGCCAAGGUGGUGGAGGGUUUCAGCAAGUAAAUUUGGCUUUCUCGCAGAUACAAUUUAACCAAGAUACACUCAACUGCCUCGCAGGAGCGACUACGCAAACAUGGACUAAGGAUCAUCAUUCCAUAGUGUACCCAGGCAAAGCUAUAGGAAGGGUCAGGGCUGAUGCGGAAAUUCCAGUCCUCUGCAUCUCCCUUCACUAUAGACGCGACAUCGAUCGUUCGUCUCUCAAGCUCCAGUUUGAAAACAGAGAACACACUUGUCACGGAGGCGUGAAACUCUAUUACCUGGCUAAUUCCGGAUUGUCACAGGGUCGCACUAGGAUGCAGGCUCAGGAUGCAUGUCAGGAGAGGGCAACUUACGUGCCAGGACCGCAACUUCUGGGCUGCAUGAAGGCGUUAAUCUUAUCAUUAUCUUCAAGUGAAGCGCUUAAGUGCAGAACGCAUGGGAGCCUUUACGAAGUAGUCGUGUGCUUGCAAAGGGUGUACAGAAGACUUGCCUGGGUUGGAUUCUCCGGUACAUCCGCCGGCAGGUCCCUUGCCACUGAUGGGCAAUCAUACAGUAAUGACCAGCAUCUUCCAUAUACCAUCUGUACAUCGGGCUGAGUGGAAGCCGCGAUUGUUUGCAUGGAGUUCCGCAUUUAGUUCACGGAACUCAGUCCGCCACAUCUGCAUGUUUUCCUUUGUGCACUAAUGUUAAGUCAAUAUGGUGCUUACUGUACAUAAAUUCUCUUUGCCAAUUAUACGUACAGCUGUUGUCGGUUGCUAAUGUAGCUGAUGUUGUAUUGCAGUCUUACCUGAUCAUACCUGAUCAACUCACAUUGAACAGGCAAUGAGAUCGCUCACAGACCUACAUUGUAUGUAUCUAUUAUUGCAAUAAUAAUGAAGGAAUAAAAGACCGAGGCGAAGUCGAGGUCUUUUAUGAGGUCUA